AAAAAAAAAUGAUCUUAUUUAUUUACCGAAAAAGAAAAAUGAACUAAAAUGAACUAAAAUUGUGGUAGAUAGUGUUCCGGGGUUUUCCAGUUCUACCAUUAACAUUUCAUUUUGGCGGAAAACCUGAGAGUACCUUCUGCUCUUGUCACGCCUAGUUCUACUACACUCACUCAAAUUAUUACGAAACAAACUCAAAAAUUUUCUGCCACCUCCUCCGGUAACCGCCGCCUCCUCCGCCGUUAACCGCCGGAUAUUCUCUAUCAACUUCAGGUGAAAACGUGGGGAUUGAUUGAUUAAUUUGGUUGGUAGUAGAAGGGGUAUCAGCGGAGGAGACGGUUGAGUUUAGGAUAAUGAUAGAAAGGGCGGAUGAUGGAGCGCCAUUUGGUAAUUUCUGGAUAGAGGAAAUUAAUGGGGAGGUUCAGACCUCUGCGAGGAAGAAAAGGAAAUAUAAACCAAAGAAAAAGGAGUACAAUGGAUGGGGAUCAACUUCUCUUAUUCAGUUUCUUGAAUCCAUUGGUAUAGAUACAACAAACAAGAUAACUCAAAGUGAUGUAACUCAAAUUAUAAAUGAUUAUGUUAAGCAGAAUAACCUUCUUCAUCCUACCAAAAAGAAAAGAAUUGAGUGUGAUGCGAGGCUUCAUUUGUUGUUCGGAAGGAAGAGCAUUAGCCGGUUGAAGAUUAGUGACUUGCUUGAGUCACACUUUGAGGAGAACUGCGGACAAUCUGAUGAUGAUUUUCUGUUUGACUCAGAAGAUGAUGAAUAUGUGCCAGGGACAUGUGAAAUCCCAAAACCGGUGUCUUCGGAGAGGAAGAAUCACCCAAAGAAACAUGUUGUUGAGAAACCAAGGAGCUGUUUUGCUGCCGUCAUUCCAUUCAACAUCAAGCUUGUUUAUUUAAAGAAAAGUCUAGUUGAUGAACUUUUGAAGGACCCUGAAACUUUUGAGACCAAAGUAGUUGGAAGCUUCAUAAGAAUCAAGUGUGACCCAAAUGACUACCUUCAGAAGAACUCACACCAGCUUCUGCAAAUCACAGGUAUAAAGAAGAGCUCAGGAGUGGGUGGGGAAAUUCGCUUGCAAGCUUCUGGUUUCAUUAAAGACAUCAGCAUUAACAUGCUUUCAGAUGACAAUUUCUCUGAGGCAGAGUGUGAGGAUUUGCAUAGAAGAGUAAAAGACGGCUUACUCAAGAGACCUAUGAUUGUGGAUUUGGAGGAAAAGGCUAGAGUAUUGCAUGAGGAUAUGACUAAGCAUUGGCUUGCAAAAGAAAUUGCUCUGCUAGAAAAUCUUAUUGACCGAGCAAAUGAAAAGGGUUGGCGAAGAGAAUUGGACGGGUACCUACAAAAAAGGGCCAAGCUUAAGAGUCCGGAGGAACAGGAGCUAUUAUUGCGUGAAAUUCCUCAAGUUAUUGCAGAAGAUCUAGAAUCAGAGUCUACGACACUAGAUGUUCCAGAUAAAAAAGAUGAAACAAAUUUCCAAGAGUUGUCGCAGACUACCUCUACAAAAGCAUCGUUACCGACUGAGGUCCCAAAGGCAGUUACAGAUGAUUUUGAAGAUGAUUUUGCAGAUGAACAGGAAUGGUUAUUCCAAGACAUUCCACAAGUUACUACAGGUUAUCUAGACUUUUCAGAAUCCAAAACACCAGAAGUUCCAGAUAAAAAGGCAGAAAAUAAUAUGCAAGGGUUUUGGGAAGCUACUUGUACAAAAGAAUCUUUAGUGACCGAGGUGUCAAAAACGGUUGCUAAUGGUUUUCUAGAUUUUUCCGAAUCCAAAGCACCAGAAGUUCAAGAUAAAAAGGCAGAAAAUAAUAUGCAAGGGUUUUGGGUAGCUAAUUGUACAAAAGAAUCUUUAGUGACCGAGGUCUCAAAAACGGUUGCUAAUGGUUUUCUAGAUUUUUCAGAAUCCAAAGCACCAGAGGUUCAAGAUAAAAAGGCAGAAAAUAAUAUGCAAGGGUUUUGGGAACCUACUUGUGCAAAAGAAUCUUUAGUGACCAAGAUCUCAAAAACGGAUGCUAAUGGUUUUGCAUGCAAGGCUACAAAACUGUAUGCUGCCGAUCGAACAAAACAAGAAAGUGAGUCACCAAAGUCGAUUCUCAGUCUUAGCGGACCAUCAGAAGUUCCUCUUUUCAAUAUGGCAAUGAAUAGCACUGCGUCGAAUUGCAUUUCGCGCGACACAAUCACUUCUGCAGUGCACCAAUGGUCUAGUGUGCCGGUUCAUCAGCAACCAGCUAAACAAACAGACUUUGCAUAUAAGAAGGAUGGUUUAUCUAUACCAGGCAAAUCAAAUGAAGUUACGAUCAGAGCUAAUAUUACUCAAGGACCGUCUGACAAGCAGAUCCAGGUUAUAGAAUUGAGCGAUGAUGAUGAGGAGGAGAUUGAAAAGCCAAGCACCAUAAAACCAAGCAUCAUAAAACCAGUUCCUGGUGAGGAGUUGCAAUCCUCAAUGUGGCAUUACAAAGAUCCUCAAGGACAGGUGCAAGGACCUUUCCCCAUAAUUUCUCUAAAAUGUUGGAGUGAUGCUCGCUACUUUUCUCCGGACUUCAAGGUUUGGAAAGCAGGGCAAAGCCAAGAUCAAAGUGUACUAUUGUUGGAUAUUCUACCCAAAUAUUUUCCCCUUGGAUCAAAUUUCGUAUGAGGUGUCAACAUAGCCGGGAUGUUAGUCAUCAGAGUAUGCUUUAGCAUAUCAAUUUUGAUUUUUUAAAAAUGUGAUGCUUUCCAAUCCUGGACAAUUACUCAGUUUGAUUCAAAUCCAACCAACCACCUGCAACUUAAAAUUGUAACUAUGUUGUUUCAACCUGCGACUUUGUAUUGUAACUAGGUACUCAUACUCUCUAUUUGAUUGUUUUUUCCCUCUUUGCUUGUCUCCCUUUUUAUCUUACCAAAGGGAACUGUCAUUCAUUUAUGAAUGAGAAUGAUGCAUCAUGCAUCCAAUUGGUUGUAGAAUUCUGUGUUAUGUUCCAAUGUUCAGACAAAGGCUAAGGUUGUCCAAGUUAGUGAUUAUUGAGGCUGUCAAGAAAAGAUAUCAAUUUGCUGUGAGGAGGUUGAUGUAAUAGAUUUAGCUGAAUCCCUAGCUUGGAUUACAAAUAAAAUGGUUCAGUUUCAAAUUGAUCAAAUAAAUUGAAAAUCAAACAUAAUGUUUACUGUUUCUUUUUUAGA
Molecule: messenger RNA, 3148 nt
Organism: Trifolium pratense (red clover)
Lineage: Eukaryota; Viridiplantae; Streptophyta; Magnoliopsida; Fabales; Fabaceae
Exons: 8
Coding region: 351-2627 (758 amino acids)
Molecular function (GO): DNA binding; protein binding
Source: RefSeq, a predicted model, not a curated record